Molecule: messenger RNA, 1458 nt
Organism: Fusarium odoratissimum NRRL 54006
Lineage: Eukaryota; Fungi; Ascomycota; Sordariomycetes; Hypocreales; Nectriaceae
Exons: 3
Coding region: 1-1458 (485 amino acids)
Source: RefSeq, a predicted model, not a curated record
AUGGCCCACGCUGAAGAGGCAGCAGCCUCGCCAGCCCAGCCAUCUCCCACUCCAGCCGCAACCCCGGCCGCUGACCUCGAGGAGAUUGUGAUGCCGCCGAACUUCACUCACAACCCCAAAGAAAUCCAAUCUGUUCGACGCUACGUUCGACGCAUUGAAGCCAGUCGCAAUUUGUUGGGAGACUUGGCCAACCUACUCGAAGAAGCCAUCAAGGUUUGCGACGCGUCUGCCAUCAAGGAUCAUCUCCAUGAGAGAGCCAAUCCACCACGCGGUGGUCAGCAUAAGGUACUUCGUGCGGGAGAUAUCAAGGCCGCCAGGGAGUUCUUUGGUGCAACCAAGGGCGCAAACCUCACUCGAAGUGCUUCAAAGCCUGCUGCUCAGCGUGAGGAUGACCGUGAGAUUGGAGCGACGGAUGACGAUGACGAUACUAUGGCCUACGAGCAUUCUCGUAGAGGAGGUCUCACAAGCAUCUUGGCUUCCAUCAGUUUACAGAAGCUCUCAGAUGCCGCCCUUGAGCAUGGAGCCACCGCAGAUGGUAUCGUCGCCGCCAAUCACAACGAAAACACCAUCGCGCUGGCCGAGUCCACUUCACCCGAAGAGGCUCCUGCAACACCCUCACCAUUGCCUUAUCCGCCCACCAACAAGCGAGACCGUUCUAUCUCAUCGACGUCCGUCAACCCGUCCAACAAACGUGUCUGCAACGAGGCGGCAUCAUCUCUGCAGCCUCUUCAGCCAGCCGCUCCUACUCUUCCCAUGAUGACUGAUCAGCACAAUUCUGACGACCAUUCUGCGCUGAUCCAGGCGACUGACGCUUUUCAUCAUCACCUGGAGAUGCAUGUGCAAGACUUGCGCAAGCAACACGAGCAACGCCUCGGCAUUGUGGAACUUCAACAGCACCACAUAAACCACGAGCUCGAGAUCUACCAACCCAGCCUCGAGGCUUAUCGGAUCGCACAAGAAUAUUCCCUCCAAGCCGAGGCGAAAGUCGAAAACCUCCGAGCGGAUAAAGAGAAACUCAAUACCCUCCUCAAAAGUCUCGCCGACUCGAAAGAUCUCUGGAUGGCAUUCUCCGCUGAGAAGUUUGAGGCCAUGGAGCAAGACUUGGUGGCUCAGUUGGCCGCCAAAGUCAGCGCUCUCGAGGAAGCUGAGGCGGAACUUGGUGCGGCUCAGUUGACAUGCCAUCAGACAGAAGAGGCUGCGCGCCCUGCUCUGGAGUUUAUGAACAAGGAGACGCCCCAGCUCGAGGAGAAAAAGACAACUGCUGAGAGACUCAGCGUGUAUGUCACGUACACCGAGUUUCUUCAACUUUUGGUCAGAACUAGUCCUUCGGCCAUUGCAACUCUUGACAAUUUACUCCAGGAGAAGGGUUCGUCGCUCCAAGAACUUCGUGCGGUGAUUGAACAGCAUGGACAGUUCGCCCAGGUGGAUGGCCAGCAGGCUGACGUACCCUUGGCCUGA